This is a messenger RNA of Camponotus floridanus (Florida carpenter ant), 5857 nucleotides long. It is a transcript of the gene Octalpha2R, whose product is annotated as alpha-2A adrenergic receptor. Lineage: Eukaryota; Metazoa; Arthropoda; Insecta; Hymenoptera; Formicidae. Gene Ontology annotation, biological process: adenylate cyclase-activating adrenergic receptor signaling pathway. Gene Ontology annotation, cellular component: membrane. The record is from RefSeq and is a predicted model, not a curated record. Gene Ontology annotation, molecular function: G protein-coupled amine receptor activity. The coding region runs from base 1610 to 3790 and encodes 726 amino acids. The transcript has 3 exons.
AUUAGGGAUAUACGCAUUUGUAAGCAUAUAUAAUUGAUAUAUCGCUAAUUCCGUGUACACUUGCGGAAGCUUAUUAAAAGUAAGACAUGCACAUACAAUUCGCGGGUAGCACUUUAAUAGACUCGCGUUAAUACGUAAAUUAUAUACAUAUUACAUAUUACGUGUAGCGUAUAAAAAUACGUGUAUAUAGUUCUGCAAUCUAUAAUCUCUGUCGUUCUGAUUUUUCGUCAAAGUGUUUUCUCGCUGAUUUUGUAGUAUUCGAAAAGCAGGUCGGAGCAGUACGGGUAUCCAGCGCUUAGCCUUUUAGCCCCGGCGCGAUAAUUAAUUAGCUCGCGGGCAUCGUUAGAGUGAAACAACGUCGAGCCGCGCGUAGGACUCGAGGAAAGAAAGCGAGAGAAGAAGCGACGGGGAAAUCGCAUUUCCGUCACGAAGGGAGAAACGUACGAGCGCGUAAUCAAUUAUCAAGAUUUGCACAAAAUCACGUCUCACGACCGUGUCAAAACGUCUGUCGUCUUGCGAAAUUACUUUGGGGGAUCUAUGCUAGUCCUAAAGAGAAAUUUUCUUACGAUCGUCGACACUUUCUCAAGAAAACUUUUCUCGCUUUAUUUGCCUCCGGACUAUGUAGGCCGCUCAAGCUUAAUGUAAAGGAAAGGUAAAAAAAUAACGGGGACCAAUUUUUUACUCUUAUUCUCGUAUAGAAUAAGACUAUUUCUCCUCCUCUCCUUUUCUAUCUUAUCUAUCUCUUUCUCUUUCACCUUCUCUAUCUACUUUGAUAUUCUUAACUAAGUCGCCCACCGGACUGUCCAUAAAUCUCUGUACACUCUGUCUGUGUUAAGUCUGUUGUGGACCAGUGAAUGCAGGAAAUACGAGGAACGGAGUUGCGACUCAUGUAAGCAAUAAAUCAGAGACCAACUACGUAUGACCACGGCACCGAAGAAAAUAACGUUGCAGCAGCACCAUAGCAGCACGAAACCGAAGGUGUCAAUCACGCCGAAAUUAGCUAAAGUUAAGCUAAACUAGAUUCUAAAAGAUUUGGUCCAAUAGAGAAAAAAAGCCGAAGACGAACUUUACUCGCACUUUUUAGCUGCGCUAGGCGAGAGUAUAAUAUAUGCGCGAGUGCUACGUAUAAAUCCUAAAAAAAAAAAAAUUGUAACAGCACGAGAAACUUUUAAUUCGAGUAAGAGAAAGAAAAAAAUAGAUCGAGAAAUACUUUUCCGAUCGAGCGCAGUAUUAGCGAUAAAUUCGAGCAAUCGCCCCGAGAUACGCAUCGAUUAAGUACAGCGGAAAUCAAGCGUCGACACCGACAAGACCCGACUUUGCAAAUUGCUCGAUACGGAGAGACGAUCCCGAACGAGAGACAACGGCUUCCCCAGGAACGAGCCGAGAGGACGAGGAAGAGCGCGUGUGGCGGCAUUUGCGUAUUCGACAACGAUGGCAUUAUCCUGAAACGGGCAUGACGCCCUUGGCCUCGAGAUGCGACGAGACCACCACCCUCCUGUUGUUGCUGCUACUCGAGCUGGCACCCGGGGCACGUUGCUAUUCGCGCGCGGCCACGACCUCCGCUUCGUCCUUACCGAGAUAGCAUCUACAGACCUCGGCGAGGGUGCGAAUGAUGCCGCUUUUCGGCAGCAUUAUGACCAUCGCCGUCGAUAACCCGACAACGGCGUCUACGAGCGUCUUUGAAGGGAACAUGACGUGGUCUCGACCAAUUAGUGGUGGCUCUACGUUUUCGAGUAACGAGGCCCACCCGACACGUGCGAUCCCGUACGGUGAGCGUCAGACCGUGGCAGCUACCAGCGAUCGUGUUAAUCGCCUCCAUAGUGGCGGAGGAGAAGCCGAGACAGAAGCGAGCGAGAACGCUGCCAGAAACAACGAAAAAUACACCGAGGGGGACGUGCGUAGCAUUGAGACGGGAAGAAAGGGCGACGUGGAGGUAAGAAAGGAAACUUCCCACCAUUGCGACCAAACUUCAGAAACUCGCGUUUGUGGCAGGAACACCGUAGGUGCGACAAAGAGUGGGGAAACUUCAUUUAUUGGCGAAGAAAACGUGGCAGGGAUAGGCACUGGGGGUGGUGGCGGUGAACAAAAUGUCGACGGCAUAGGCAGUACUAACGAUAGUAUAAGUGUGAGUACAGGUGUAUCGAAUAGCACGGAGGAGGGUGUCGCGAUCGAAAACGGGAAGGGUCUGUUGCUCUUCGGUUCUAGCGACACGAUGGAGGACACGAUCAGUUUGUUAUUCAAUGACUCAUUCAACGCGAGUCACCGUCAUCCUUGGAACAUUAGCUUGUAUAACGAGACUAUGAUUGUUCUAGGUGAGAGUCUCUAUCCGUCGGGAUAUACCCUUCCGCAUAUUAUACUCGCGUCUAUCCUGGCGACGUUGCUGAUGAUCGUGAUUGUUGUGGGAAAUAUGCUAGUAAUAAUUGCCAUUGCCACGGAGAAGGCGCUAAAGAAUAUACAGAAUUGGUUCAUAGCCAGCCUCGCGGUAGCGGACUUCUUUCUCGGCCUCGUGAUCAUGCCAUUCUCCCUCGCCAACGAGAUCAUGGGCUACUGGAUCUUCGGAUAUUGGUGGUGCGACAUUUAUUCCGCCAUGGACGUGCUGCUGUGUACAGCCAGUAUCAUGAAUCUGUGUCUGAUUAGUCUGGACAGAUUUUGGAGCAUCACACAAGCGGUUGACUACCUGAAGAAAAGAACGCCGGCUAGAGCGGCGCUUAUGAUCGCUCUCGUCUGGCUAUUAUCGGCGCUCGUUUGUAUACCUCCGUUACUCGGGUGGAAAAGACCCACUCCGGCCGAAGAGUAUCCCAAGUGCAAGCUGUCAGAGGACAUCGGAUAUGUCCUUUACUCUGCCCUGGGCAGCUUCUACAUUCCAUCUUGCAUUAUGGUCUUCGUCUACAUACGUAUAUACUUCGCUGCCAAGGCUCGCGCUCGUCGUGGCAUCCGGAAACAGCCACGUCCACGCGCGGUAGUUCCGCCGGAAUCGCCCGACGUCAGACAGACGAGCUUCACUCAGAGCACGCCGGCGACCGACACCAAGAAACCACCGGGAUCAGUCAUGGAGAAUGUCGCCACAAUCGAGAACCAACCGGUCCAGAUACCGAUUGUCACGUGCGACUUUGCCAGUGACGUCAGCACAUCGGAGGCUGAUCCCGGUGGAGGCAUCCCGAUGGAGGAGAAGGACACGCUGAAGGUGAGCGUACCGGUACCGGCGCAAAAGAGCAGCCUGAAGGCGACCUUGUCGGUGAACGGGGACGGGCAAUCGGGCGGGCAAAACGUGCCGGCGCGAUGCCGAGCGCCCAGCGUCGGCAUCGACGUCGACAUGGUGUCCGAGUUCGAUCCCUCAUCGUCGGACAGCGGCGUCGUGUCGAGAUGCGCGGUGGUGAAGCCGCUGAAGUUGCGUCUGUGCCAGCCGAUCUUUGGUCGCAAGCACAUAGGUAAGUUGAAGAAGGAGCACGGCGACGCGGCGCGACACGCCGGCAAGGACGAGUCAGGCGGCGGCGACGCCAAGACGGCGAAGCCGCGCGAUCCGGAGAGAGAGAAGAGGAGACUGGCGAGAAAGAAGGAGAAACGCGCAACCCUGAUCCUGGGCUUCAUAAUGGGCAGCUUCAUCGCUUGCUGGCUGCCCUUCUUUGUCCUUUACAUCGUCAAGCCCCUCUUCCCCAAGUUUGAGAUACCCACGCAAGCCUUCGUGAUCGCUUUCUGGCUCGGCUACAUGAAUUCGGCGCUGAAUCCGUUCAUAUACACCGUAUUCAACAAGGACUUCCGCCGCGCCUUCCGCCGGAUACUGUUUAAAUGAGCGAUGCAGUAUAGCGUCGACCAAGAGGGACGCUAGCGAUAACCACAUUUUCGAUUCCUCGGGUACGUCGAUAUAGAUUGUACCUCGAGAAGGUUUUUCCUCGAUCGCAUCGCGCGAUAGCCGAUCUGUUUCUUGGAAUUAUUCCUGAGGGAAAUAUUGAUCGCAAGACGGCGGGUGGAAUUCUACGAUGCCGCGAAAGAAUCUGCAAAAUAUGGAGUCAGAAAUGCGCGAGACAUUCAUGACAGAGAAGCUCGCGUUUCAGAUCCAAGGGAAUUGUCCUGCUGAUUUUUUUUCAAACGCGAAGCUUUGGAAAAAUGCAUAUUGUAAGACAUACUCGGACAAGAUAUGUCGUUUAGUCUUUCGAGACCUCUGUCACCUUCCGAGAAGAUGGAUUCUUCUUGCGUCUGUCAAAUCAAUGUACAAUUUUGCUCGAAAAAAAAUACAUAAGUUAGUCAGAGAUUCAAGAAGACAUCGAGAUACGCGCAAGAGAAGAUUUCCUCCACGUUGUUAAUGAUAAAACUACGAUGGAGAUAUCGGGAUGAGAUGUGUUUAAAAUGUCUCGUUCACUGGAACGUUCCCGUUAAACGCACAUCGAACGAUCAAGAUCGAUCAGGCUACUCUUACACGGUUCACAUGGUUCUUACACGGUGCAUGGCGGCAGAUCAACGAAAAGUACGUUUCGGCUGGCCACAGGAGCACAAUCCGCCAAGCAUGGCGUACUCUCGGGUUUAUGAUAUACCUUGCAAAGCGAGUCGCUCCGUAGACCAAGAGGCAGCAUAUCGCUCCUUCCUCCAUCUGCGCAUAUUUUUUUUACUGACCAUUCUUCUUCCACAAAAGAAUAGAGAAACGGGAUGAUACGCGCAAUAUAUAUCCCGGCUGCUCCGGAUGGAGGAUACUAUCUUCGUGCCUAAUCUCUUGGUCACGUCAAAGGCAUGACAAUCCAAAGUUGCAUAUGCAACGCGCUUGCGUAGAUAUACACGGGGCUCGCCACGGAUGGUUACAAAUUCCAUUGUGCAUUAAUGCACUUCGCAGUAACAGAUGCAGAUUCGCGUGGGACGCAAUUUAGAGCGGCAUUCAAUGUUGUAUACCGUGCGAUACGAUGGCGACGACGGCAAAAGAUGACGAUUGAAGAGGCGUAAAAGAUCCUACGAACAACGAUCGGCCGUGUGAAUACCAGCCAGCGUUGGAAAUCGUCGGCAGAUCUACUGACAAAUAAACGAGGUUGCAGGAAGAUACGUUUCCUAUUACGUAUUAUAUAAUAUUAGAUAUUCGCGCGUUGUGGGUCCGCUUAAAGGGCCUCUUUAAACGUCCGGCGUUUCAAUCGCGAGUCUUCGAUGUUAAUUUUAACAGAGGAUUACACACAUGAGAUAGAAUUUAAUAAUUCUGUCACGUACGUGCAGGGUAUACGGAUUCGUGUGUAUAUGUUGUGCAUAUUGUGUAUGUAUGUACGUAUGUGUUUGCGUAUGUACGCGCGCGCGUAUAUUCGUAUAAUUUCUUUCGUGUGGAAAAAAAAAGUACAAGAGAUGCAGAAGCCUCUUUAAACGUCCGGCGUUCCAAUUGCGAGUCUUCGAUGUUAAUUUUAACGGAGGAUUACACAUGUAUAGAAUUUAAUAAUUCUGUCACGUACGUGCGGGAUAUACGGAUUCGUUUGUAUGUGUUGCGCAUGUGUGUAUGUAUGUAUGUACGUGUUUAUGUACGCGCGCGCGCGUAUAUUCGUAUAGUUUCUUUCGUGUGAGAAAAGAGUACAAGAGAUACAGAAGCCUCUUUUUAUUCUGUAAGCAAACUCUUCUAUCGCAGCCUAACUAUACAGCAAUAAUUAAAUUUUUUGUUCGUUGAAAACGCUCGUUUGUUCGAACGAGAUAUCGCGAGGGAGUAAAUCGGCGCGAAACGAUCAGUCGUGAAUUGUAUCUUCGGCCAUACAUCGUCCGAUACGUUUGCGCAUGUAUGUGGAUAUGCAUUUGCAUAUAUGCAUGCACAUACACAUGCCAUCGAUAUGCGAUGAGUGAUCGCUUUGUGUCGAAGGGUCCAAAAUUGAAUGCAAAUCUAGAUAAAAAUAAAAAACAAGAA